Molecule: messenger RNA, 3130 nt
Organism: Verruconis gallopava
Lineage: Eukaryota; Fungi; Ascomycota; Dothideomycetes; Venturiales; Sympoventuriaceae
Exons: 3
Coding region: 276-2912 (878 amino acids)
Biological process (GO): regulation of transcription by RNA polymerase II
Cellular component (GO): chromosome
Molecular function (GO): chromatin insulator sequence binding
Source: RefSeq, a predicted model, not a curated record
CGCCGAGUCCGCCAUCAUCGUCUGCUGCGGUCCACCAAAUCUUCAUCCACACCAUGACUCCUGCGUCUGCAAGGCCUGUCCUGCCCAUGUCAAUUGUCCAAACCUGAAUUGUUCAUCUCGCCUUUGCCUUGUUUGUUUCUCUGACCUGCCUUGCUGCUUUCCUCCCACCCGUGAAUCUCACGUGGGAGGUCUCGAGCCAGCCGUGCAGCGUCUUGAGGGCCACGGAGGCCUCAGCAUCCCGUACGGUCCCCAUUAUCUGAUCCUCCGCCCGCAACAUGGCCGCGGCCGACGUCACGGCCGAUCCGUGUCUCGACCCUCCGCCUCCGCCCAACCCUACGCUAGACCGCGUGGGCUCCUUGUUUUCCGACCCGGGCUCCGCGAGCAACAUUGACAGCGGCUUCUACGUGCUCGGCUCGAUCAGUAGGCUCUGCAAUGAAGUCGACGACAUCACGCUUGAGAGUGGCAGCUCCCGCACUGUCGCCGGCAGCGACAGUCCCCAGCUGGCGCCCCUGCAGCGGGUUGCCACCGCGUACGACCGCGAGACGCCCGUCUUCUCGUGGGAUUCGCGCACGUCGACCAUGGUGGACGACUGCGUCUCGCUGGAGGACAUGCUGCGAAAGCGACGGAACCCAGGCUCGUCCCUGGCGCCGCAGUCGAGCUCUGAUCCGUCGGACGACGAGAGGAGCGAGGCCCCGAGCGUUGGCCAGUUCCGUCCAGACAUCCCCUUGAUCCAGUGUCCCGUCCAAGGCUGCGAGAGGGUCUUCAAAUGGAAGAAGAAUCUGCACCACCAUAUCAGAGACAAGCACCCUACCGACGCCGCCGGCCUCUCUGUCAUGCGCAUCCAGCCCGCCCACGUAGGCGCAGCACACAACGGCUUUCGACUGCAGAAUAUUGCCAUUGCGCCGCCUCCUAACUCCGUGCCCAUACCACCCAAUGGAGACCCUAGCUUGAGGUGUCCGGAGUGUCACAAGAUCUUCUCCCGCAAAGGUGACCUGGUACAUCACAAGCGAUAUCACACGCGCAGCAACGAACGGCCGUACAAGUGUGAGCAAUGUGGCCAGGGCUUCAUACACCUCAAGGAUCUUGCCCGACAUAUGCCCCGACAUACCGGCCAGCGGUCUUUUCAAUGUCCUUUUCCGACAUGUCACAAGAACUAUACGCGUAAAGACAAUCUAAACAGACACAUGAGGCACGAUCAUGGAGGUCUAGGCGCCUCGGAUGAGGUCUGGUCUGGUGUCGACAACGCGCCUCACAUCGCACAGCCCUCACCCAUUGCUAUACCCAUGCCCGUGGAACAACCUGGGUCGCAACAGAUGCAGUAUGAGCCGCAGGUAGACCACGCUGUCCCGGUUUCUUCGCAUCUCACCGCGAUCGCCGCGGCUGCCACAAAUCACACCUUGCUUCAGGAAGACAAUAUGCAGCAUCAACAGCCGCUACGCUUCGACUUUGCGGAGUCGAGUAUGCAUCUACUACAGCACGACCCUACGAGCACAACGCUCCUUGAGCCGAAGAUGGAGUCCUCUUCAUCGGAGGCAAGCAUGAACGGUCAGCCCAGCCAAUCCGCUUUCCGCGAGACUACUCCAUCGCUAGGAAAGCGGCCUGCUGAUGACCUCGAGCGACUGGCGACAGGAAUUAAGCCCAAGCGAAAACCAAAGGAGAAGUGGGCGCAUCGUCUUGGUUGCCCGUUUAGAAAGUGUCGGAGUGACGUGUUCACCACCGAAAACGGCUUUCGCGUGUGCGAAACAACACCCCACGAAUUUAUUAUACGUCUUAUCGAGCACAUGAAACGAAAUCAUGACCUUUACGUUUGUGGUGAGUGCUUCCUGGGCUUCAAAACGCCAGACACACUCAACAGCCACAAAUCGACAAGCCAUCACUGCGGCAAAUGCUACAUGUCCUUUCCUAGUAAGGAAGCAUUCGUGGAGCAUGCCCAGUCUUGUAUGGCUGUCGAUGCAGCAACUCAGGAGGACAUAUGGCAGAUUCUGUACGAGACACUCUGCGGGGACGGAGUCCGUCACAACCCCUCCUUCGAUGAAGAGGACGGCCAUGUCGCCGGGCCGAUUCAAGCCAACAAUCGCGUUCGCAUGCAGCUGCUUGCACAGACAGUGUUGGCCCCGGGCCAAGUCCCAUCGCUUGCGCGCCAAUUGGGUGGACCUCCGCUGGAGACGGGAAACGGGGUGGCGCCUCCGGUUCGACGAGCUGAAUACCGCCAACAGUUCGCACCGGUAGGCGCCACCACUUCACCAGCGGCACCAGAUCGUGCCUCAAGCCCACCAGGAUUACGGAGAGAAGCGCAGUUGUUGCGUGAGAACCAGGCCCAGAGAGACACCAUCCAAGAGCUUCGUGGUCUGCUUGCUAUGGAGACACAGACCAGAUUUGCGGCAGAAGUCAGGGUAGAUGCCUAUUCAAGAUCCUUGCGUGCGCGUGACUUUGUCCACGACGCCGUAAGACGUUUUUUGAUGUCCAUGAGACGACCAAAUCUAGAUCUAGCCAAGCCCUUACGCUACGGUUCUGGCUUGGUCGAAGAACUUCCCGAGCUGUGCGAUGCUAUGGAUGAUGAUGAUGUGGUAGCUCUGGUGCCUUCUAGGACACCUUUCAGGAUCACAGACGUCGACCCACCGUCCAAAUCCAACAUUUCACACGUUCUGCCCAUAAGCCUUCUGCAAGCUUCCGCCUGCGAGCUCCUUGAGUGUCCCUCUCUAACCUCAGAUCAGACGGCAGAAUCUGUACAAGAAUUCACUCUGCCUCCAGACAUAGGGCGAUCCUUCUCGGAAGCAUUGCUCGACAUGCACAAAAAUGAAAUCAGCUUCACGUGGAGUCAGCAACCAUGGGAUUGUCAGCUCUGCGGUGCGGAGUUGCAGGAUGCAUGUGAUGUCUUCUGCAAAAACUGUGCUCUAGCGGCAAAGCCGUAGAGGCUUGUAUUUGACAAAGUUUUCGUCUACGGUUCUGCUAGAUUGUCAUGCGUUUAUGCAUUGCGUCCAUUUUCUACCCUGUUUGGCGGGUUAUUUUUGCUGCUGUAGUUUUAGCGAUUAGAUACUCCCCCACCCCUGUGUGUUAGCUACGCCAGCUAGCUGCCCAUGAUUUACAUAGUUCGGAUUUGAAACGGCAUUUCAAUGAUCACAUCUUUUAC